AUGAAUAGACAAGGAAAAACAAGACUAUCGAAAUGGUAUACACCCUAUGACGAUGUCGAAAAGAGAAAGCUCUCCAAUGAAAUACAUAAGAUCGUUAACUCAAGAGAAACUAAAUUCACAAAUUUCGUAGAGUUUAGAACACAUAGAAUUAUAUAUAGAAGAUAUGCAGGAUUAUUCUUUUGUAUGUGUGUAGAUCCAACCGAUAACGAAUUAUUCUGUCUCGAAGCUAUUCAUUUGUUUGUAGAGGUAUUGGAUGCUUACUUUGGAAAUGUAUGCGAAUUGGAUUUGGUAUUCAAUUUCUACAAAGUAUAUGCUAUUCUCGAUGAAGUGUUCUUGGCUGGUGAACUAAUGGAACCAAGUAAACAUAUCAUCCUACAAAGAAUGGACUUUUUAGAUAAUCUACCAUAA
This is a messenger RNA of Heterostelium album PN500, 408 nucleotides long. It is a transcript of the gene ap2s1, whose product is annotated as AP-2 complex subunit sigma. Gene Ontology annotation, molecular function: clathrin-cargo adaptor activity. Gene Ontology annotation, cellular component: intracellular membrane-bounded organelle; AP-2 adaptor complex. Gene Ontology annotation, biological process: clathrin-dependent endocytosis; protein transport. Lineage: Eukaryota; Evosea; Eumycetozoa; Acytosteliales; Acytosteliaceae. The transcript has 3 exons. The record is from RefSeq and is a predicted model, not a curated record. The coding region runs from base 1 to 408 and encodes 135 amino acids.